UAUAUAUAUAUAUAUAUAUAUACAUUUGUUUUAUUGAUCAGUAUCAUCUUUUAACAGUGUAUUUAUGGAGUUAUACAGUAUUUGUGCUCAAGAAAACCUUUCCUAAACGUCUUUUUGGUACGCUAAUGCACCCGAGAAAACGCUCUUUGCUUACCCAACGCUUGCCUCGCUUCGUGCCGUGUACGCACCCUUGUGGAUCUUUAAAGCUCUCAAAUGUGAAUUUGCGCUUAUUGCGGCAUUUAAAACGCAGUUUUGUAGAUCACCUGACCUAUUUUUGCAAUAUUUUCUAUGACAUUGAGAAUUGUAUGGGAGCAGGGGCUUAAAUCUACGACAAGAGCACAUUUUCGAGGAAUGUACCGAGUACAGAAAGGCUACCGAAGUAUACGCCUCACAAGCACAACUGUUUGGUAAGAUAGUUUCUUAAUAUGUAUAACACGUUAUUUGGCAUUUACCGCACAAACUCCUAAAGCCAUAAUGAUACAGAAGUCGAUAUAUUUAAGGCCGUUUUGUGGUUUCUAUUUAUCAGAAUUAUCUAUAGCAGAUAUUCAGAAAUAAUCCUUUUGUUUACGCUGUUUUCUGUAUUCAGUCACAGAAGUGAAUGACUGUGUUUUCUUGCUUUUGAGAGUUUGUCUGACGAGCACCGUUACAGUAUUUGACUCUGGGCAUUGGCGAUGGCUCCUUGAGAAUAUCUUUGCACAGAGACAUCAAGCAAGAAGGUUUAAUUAACAUGCAUUGCCUUGUAUUCAUCUCAGACAGGAGCUCAGCGAAAAUUCAACUGCAUUUACCGUUCAAACCUCGUUAAAAUGUAAAUUAAUGUCCUUCUUGAUAGGAAAGCUGUCGUUAUUGUUUCGUGAGCGCGUGGCUGUGUGUGUCCAGGGCUUGAGCGCACCGCCUGCAAUAGCUUCAGCUAGUACCGUUUGAUUGAAAGCAGAUUUCGUUUGAUAUCACAAUGCUAAUGUUCCCUCACCGUUUCAUUUUCUUCUUUUCGUCAAGUUUACUGUAUUUCCUCUGCUGAAAGUGGCAAUAAAAUUUAUUUUUACAUAAUUACCAGAUAUGGCAUUGUGCUGUUUUUAAUGCUUGGUAAUUUUUAUAUAUAUAUAUAUAUAUAUAUUUUACAUUUACUACAUGUACCAUGUGAGAAAUAACUGUAACAAAACACAAGUUCAUCGUUUCGUGAGGCAAAGCAUGCUGGGAACUAGAAAUUCACAGUGCAGUUUCAAGCAAUAACAGCAACAAAAAAAACGAAAUUACGAAUUUAAUUGUGCUGCUUUAUUUCAUUUAUUACAUUGAAAAAGCAGCGUUUGUUGUUGGCGUAUACGUUUUUAAGGAGGCUUUCGUGAAAACGUACCGAAUGGAUGAUGUCACGAUAACGAGCUAAAUUAAAUGAAAACAACGUCCUGUUUUGAAAUAAAAACCCAAAACGCUUUUUUGAAAAGUGUUUCGAGAGAGGCAGACGCAUGUUUCGCUUCCUCUCCUCAUUUUACGAUAAUUACAUCGAGCCGUAUUUUUCCUCUGGCGUGGGAGAACCAGACCGAAGCCACAAAAGUAAGAUCCUGAAGGCCGGCCGUCUGAUCCGGAACACGCGGCUGCCCGCAGCAGAGAGAGCAGGCGCGGCUCGGGACGUUGGGAUAUUGAGCUACACAGGAGGUUAUGAACAUGCAGCUCAAGCAGCAGACAAGUACAUGGCAAGCAUGACGGAGCUCCUCAAGACACCUGGCCUUACAGAGCAGGACAUCGUUCGAGUUCUUGAAGGCCUCAGUGCAAUAUGCUACCUCCACGUCGCCAAUCAAAACACGGCACAAGCACUUGGUCUCCCAGACACCCUGCUGGAGUUUGUGUCGCCAACCAGCAAACUCUCCUUUACGUCACAGCGCUGGAGCUGCUACCUGCUCAGCAUCCUCUGCUGCCACAACAUCCCCAUUAUCUGCCACCUCAAGGACGCCGAGGCCCUGCAAUCCAAUCUGGAGAAACUAGCAAGUCUGGACUGGGAGAAAUGGCCGUUAAACUACGCUCUUGAGCUGCUCAGGGUUUUAAGACUCCAGCAGAGCGCGAAGAUGGACAAUUUGCAUGAAGAAGACGAGCUGAAGGGCUGCCCUUUUGCCAAGAGUGGUCACAUGUUUGGAAAACAAUUAAAAGAGCACGUGUACAAAAUAUGA
Messenger RNA from Puntigrus tetrazona (Sumatra barb), 2156 nucleotides. Its product is annotated as armadillo-like helical domain-containing protein 2. Bases 1458 to 2156 code for a protein of 232 amino acids. NCBI's taxonomy places the organism in Eukaryota, Metazoa, Chordata, Actinopteri, Cypriniformes, Cyprinidae. The record is from RefSeq and is a predicted model, not a curated record. The transcript has 2 exons.